Molecule: messenger RNA, 1125 nt
Organism: Fusarium subglutinans
Lineage: Eukaryota; Fungi; Ascomycota; Sordariomycetes; Hypocreales; Nectriaceae
Product: methyltransferase
Exons: 8
Coding region: 1-1125 (374 amino acids)
Molecular function (GO): methyltransferase activity
Source: RefSeq, a predicted model, not a curated record
AUGGCUUCACCCAAAUCGGACAGCCCAGGCGGAAGUCCUCGCGAUGGCGUGAACAAGCAGAAUAUUUCAGCCGGCAGUUCUCCUGCUGAAGGCCCUAUUGUCGCACAGGAGGAAAAUGAAGGAGAUACCAGCGACUCAGCGUUUGGAGAUGAUGUAGAAAGCUCCACUGCCUCCAUCUCGUCGAGCAUCCUUGAAUAUCGCAGAUUCCAAGGACGAACCUUUCAUAGCGAGAGGUACAAUACGGAGUACUUUACACCCAACGAUGAGCAGCAGAGAGAUUCAAUUGACAUCACACACCAUGUUCUGACACUGCUACUUGAUGGAAAAUUGACGCUUGUCCCUUUUAAAGAUGAUAUUCAGGUUGGCGGUCCCUUUAGUCGCCGAAACACAUCCAGAGACACUGACAAACCAAAGCGAGUACUUGAUGUUGGUACUGGAACUGGGAUUUGGGCAAUUGACUUUGCCGAUGAACACCCCAACGCCGAGGUCAUCGGAACAGACCUCUCUCCCAUUCAACCAAGCUGGGUCCCGCCAAACGUCAAGUUCGAGCUCGAAGACGCAACAAAAGACUGGAGCUGGCCUGAGAAUCAUUUCGAUCUCGUGCAUGUCCGUUUCCUCAUGGGCGCGAUAGCAGACUGGGGAACACUGUUCAAAGAGGCUUCUCACUGUUGUAUUUCAGGUGGUUUUGUUGAGUCUGGAGAGAUCAACCCAACCUUCUUCUCGGAUGACGGUAGUAUUGACGGCGUUGAGGCUCUUCAGACUUGGAAUCAACUGGUGGUUGUGAGUGGUAAGGGCUUUGGAAGAAGUUUCACUAAUAUUGAGAAUGACGUUCAACUAUUUCGUGAUGCUGGUUUGGUAGAUGUGCGAAGCUUUGACUUCAAAGUUCCCAUCGGCGGAUGGCCGAAAGACGAAAAAAUGCGAAAGGUCGGCCAGUUCCUCCGAGCUUCCAUAGAGAAUGACCUCGAAGGAUACACGAUGAUGGUUUGGCACCAGGUCAUGAACUGGCCCGAGGAUGAAUAUCAGGUAUUCUUGAUGAACAUGAGAAAGGCAUUCAAGGAUAAGAGAGUUCAUGGCUACAUGCGUGUUCGAUAUGUCUAUGGCCAGAAGCCAGAUACGGAGAAAUAG